UCGCCGAACAAGGCAGCUGUCAAAUUCUGUUGACGCUAGCUCAUCCGUCAAAAAUCAUCCGAGUCAUUGCAAUAUUUGUUGCCGUUGUCCGCUCUUUACUUGUUCAGUUUGCAAAAAAUAGUGAAAAUGAUUGACGCCGAGAUGGUUAUUCCUGAUAAGGACGAGUCCGACACGCGAACAAUGAAGGACGUUGUGAACCCGCUGGAAGAACCGCUGGAGGAGGAUCUUUACAUAAAAUACAAGAAGCUGCAAAAGAUGCUCGAGUUCCUGGAGGUGCAGGAAGAGUACAUCAAGGAUGAGCAGCGCAACCUGAAGAAGGAGUACCUGCACGCGCAGGAAGAGGUGAAGCGCAUCCAGUCGGUGCCACUCGUAAUUGGCCAGUUCCUGGAGGCGGUCGAUCAGAACACCGGUAUCGUCGGUUCGACCACCGGGUCCAACUACUACGUGCGCAUUCUGUCCACCAUUGACCGGGAGCUGCUGAAGCCGUCGGCCAGUGUCGCCCUGCACAAGCACAGCAAUGCGCUGGUGGACGUUCUGCCACCGGAGGCGGACAGCUCCAUCUCGAUGCUGAAUGCGGACGAAAAGCCGGACGUGCAGUACUCGGACAUUGGUGGCAUGGACAUGCAGAAGCAGGAAAUCCGCGAAGCCGUCGAACUGCCGCUCACACACUUCGAGCUGUACAAGCAGAUCGGUAUUGACCCACCGCGCGGUGUACUGAUGUACGGACCGCCCGGUUGCGGCAAGACAAUGUUGGCGAAGGCGGUCGCUCACCACACAACAGCUGCCUUCAUUCGUGUGGUCGGUUCCGAGUUCGUGCAGAAGUAUCUCGGCGAAGGGCCGCGCAUGGUGCGCGAUGUGUUCCGCCUCGCGAAGGAAAACUCGCCCGCCAUCAUCUUCAUCGACGAAAUUGAUGCGAUCGCGACGAAGCGUUUCGAUGCGCAGACCGGUGCCGAUCGGGAGGUGCAGCGUAUUCUGCUCGAGCUGCUCAACCAGAUGGAUGGGUUCGAUCAGACGACGAACGUGAAGGUGAUCAUGGCCACUAACCGGGCCGAUACGCUCGAUCCGGCCCUGCUGCGUCCGGGUCGUCUCGAUCGUAAGAUUGAGUUCCCGCUGCCCGACCGCCGACAGAAGCGACUGAUCUUCUCGACCAUCACGGCGAAGAUGAACCUGUCGGAGGAUGUCGACCUGGAGGACUUUGUCGCCCGGCCGGACAAGAUCUCGGGUGCGGACAUUAACGCCAUCUGCCAGGAGGCGGGUAUGCACGCGGUGCGCGAAAACCGCUACAUUGUGCUGGCGAAGGACUUCGAGAAGGGUUACAAGAACAACAUCAAGAAGGAUGAAACGGAGCACGAGUUCUACAAGUAGACACAGCAGAAGCGCAGGGAGUGGCGUGGCGGCAUUGACGCUGGUGUAUUCACGUUCGCUUUAAGGUUACACGACUGUACACGAAUUCUGUGUGUGGGUUCGUCUCAAUAAAAUUAGCUACGAUUUUGUCUGAUAAA
Molecule: messenger RNA, 1502 nt
Organism: Anopheles gambiae (African malaria mosquito)
Lineage: Eukaryota; Metazoa; Arthropoda; Insecta; Diptera; Culicidae
Product: 26S proteasome regulatory subunit 6B
Exons: 4
Coding region: 127-1365 (412 amino acids)
Biological process (GO): proteasome-mediated ubiquitin-dependent protein catabolic process
Cellular component (GO): proteasome regulatory particle, base subcomplex
Molecular function (GO): ATP binding; proteasome-activating activity; ATP hydrolysis activity
Source: RefSeq, a predicted model, not a curated record